CCUCCUAAUGAGGGUGUGGUGGAAGUCUGGAUGACUGCAUUGGCACCUUUAGAUGAUGAUGAGGAUGAUCUCUAUAUGACACCUCCACCUGAGACUGUACAUAAUGAGAACACCAAUAAUAGUAAAGAUGAGGAUGAUCUCUAUAUGACUCCUCCACCAGAGAAAAUCAAUGGACAUGUUGAAAACCAAGAGGCUGUUGAAGAGGCUACCCAUAUGGAUGUGACUAUGACAAGAACUCCUCCUAGGACUCCUAAGCAUGAGCGCCAGACUGUGCGGGAGCAAGAGCAUGCUGAAAGGCUUCAGAUGACUUCUUUGACUCUUCGGCGCGAGCGUUCUGCA
Molecule: messenger RNA, 339 nt
Organism: Heterobasidion irregulare TC 32-1
Lineage: Eukaryota; Fungi; Basidiomycota; Agaricomycetes; Russulales; Bondarzewiaceae
Exons: 5
Source: RefSeq, a predicted model, not a curated record